Molecule: messenger RNA, 960 nt
Organism: Protobothrops mucrosquamatus (brown spotted pit viper)
Lineage: Eukaryota; Metazoa; Chordata; Lepidosauria; Squamata; Viperidae
Exons: 3
Coding region: 1-960 (319 amino acids)
Biological process (GO): DNA integration
Molecular function (GO): nucleic acid binding
Source: RefSeq, a predicted model, not a curated record
AUGGGCCAUGCUGAUGCACUCAACCAACUGUCUUUGCCUCACACAGACCCUGACCCAGCAUCUGCAGCUCUCAUCCUGGCAAUCCAGGAUCUCUCUGAGACUUCCCUUCAUGCAGGAGAUGUGGCUGCUGAAACUGCCACUGACAGAACACUCACUCAUAAAGGCUGCUUGCUAUGGGGAAGCAGGGUGAUAGUCCCACCCACAUUAAGAGCCAGAAUUUUAGAAUCUCUGCAUCAGGGUCAUCCAAGCAUAGUUAGAAUGAAGGCACUUGCUAGGAGUUACUUGUGGUGGCCUGACCUGGAUAAGGACAUAGAGGCUCAAAUAAGGAGUUGCCAAGUCUGUAAGGAGACCCGACCAGAAAUGCCUCAAGCACCAGUGCAUCGCUGGGAGGCCACACAAACUCCUUGGUCUCGCAUGCACAUAGACUUUGCAGGACCCUUCCAAGGACAGGUGUUUCUCAUUGUUGUAGAUAGUUACUCUAAAUGGCUAGAGGUAGCAUCUGUCCCAUCUAUGACUACUGUCAGGACCAUUCAGGCACUGCGCAGAAUCUUUGCCCCACACGGCUUGCCAGAUGUGAUUGUGUCUGAUAAUGGGAACCAAUUCAUAGCAGCUGAGUUCCAGUCCUUCCUGAGGACAGCAGAUUUUCUACUCUGCCAACAUACUACUCCUUGCACCACUAUGGGCCACAGUCCAACAGAACUGAGAUGGGGACGUCAGUUGACCACCAAGCUGGACCAUCUCCACCCUGACAGGGCUGCUGCAGAAACAUCGCAACCCAAGCCUCCAAGAAGUUUGCACCUUGGUGAGAAAGUAUGGGCGAGAAACUAUGGGCUGGGGACACUUUGGGUGGUAGCUGUGGUUUCAAAGGUGUCAGGGCCACUGUCUUAUGAAGUGGCCCUGGAUGAUGGUUGUGUGGUUCGAUGCCACAUAGACCAAUUGUGGUGGCGGCAGGCUAGCUAG